CGGCUUUAAAUGGAAUGAAAUGAAACAGGAACACGGUGGUCAUUGUGUGUCACACUGGAAAUUACAGCCUGUGAGAGCUCGGUGACUGUGUGGAAAGCACUGAGGUAGGGACAAGGGCACGGUCAGCUCCACCAUGUCUGGAUCCGAGUUUUACUUUAAUGUGGAUAAUGGAUAUCUGGAGGGAUUGGUCCGAGGAUUUAAGGGUGGUAUCCUGAAGGCCAGCGACUACAUCAACCUGGCACAAUGUGAAACCUUAGAAGACCUGAAGUUGCAUUUACAGUCCACAGACUAUGGACAUUUCCUGGCAAAUGAGACUGGACAACUCACGGUAUCUACAGUUGAUGGAAAGCUGAAAGAAAAGCUUAUGACCGAAUUCCAGUACUUCCGAAACCAUGCUUUUGAACCUCUUGCCACAUUUCUAGAUUUUAUUACGUACAGCUACAUGAUUGAUAACAUCAUCCUCCUCAUCACAGGAACCUUACACCAGAGGCCGAUUUCUGAACUGGUUCCUAAGUGCCACCCCCUGGGCAGCUUCGACCAAAUGGAAGCAGUCAACAUUGCACAGACUCCGGCAGAACUGUUCAAUGCCAUCAUAGUGGACACUCCUCUCGCUGACUUCUUCCAAGACUGCCUGUCAGAAAAUGAUAUGGAUGAGAUGAAUAUUGAAAUUAUGCGAAACAAGUUGUACAAGUCAUACCUAGAGGCUUUCUACAACCUCUGCAAAAAUCUAGGAGGAACGACUGCAGAAAUAAUGUGCCCAAUUCUUCAGUUUGAAGCAGACAGACGUGUGUUUGUUAUCACCAUUAAUUCCUUUGGCACCGAGCUCAACAAAGAAGAUAGAGAGACCUUGUACCCCACUUGUGGCAAACUGUAUCCGGAAGGGCUGAGACUUCUCGCCAAUGCAGAUGACUAUGACCAAGUGAAGAACAUAGCUGAGUAUUACGCUGAGUACAGAACAUUGUUUGAAGGAAUUGGGAAUGGAGCUGGAGAGAAGACACUAGAAGACGUGUUUUUUGAGAAUGAGGUGAAAAUGAACGUGCUGGCGUUUAACAAUCAAUUCCACUUUGGGGUCUUUUACGCCUACAUUAAGCUAAAGGAGCAGGAAUGUCGCAAUGUUGUGUGGAUCGCUGAAUGCAUUUCCCAAAGGCACAGAACCAAGAUAAAUAACUACAUCCCUAUUCUGUAAACCUUCCAUACCCAAUGCUGAGCUUUUUAGUACUAUGGCACAAUUAUAAUAUUGCAUUAAUUAAGAAAUCUCUAAAUGAUGAGUUGUUGAAGCUUCUGUAACAUUAUAUCGUACAUAGUUUGUCUUUUUUUACAGCCUUUACCUGUACAUGGCAGAAUGUAUUAUGUUUUAUCAUUCUAAGCAAGAAGGAAAUCUUAUGGAAAAUAAUAGCUGAAACCAUUUUUUUUUGCUGUAGACCAGUGGGCUUCAAACUGUGGCCCUCCAGAUGUUGCAAAACUACAAUUCCCAGCAUGCCCGGACAGCCGUUGGCUGUCCGGGCAUGCUGGGAGUUGUAGUUUUGCAACAUCUGGAGGGCCACAGUUUGAAGACCGCUGCUGUAGACAAAACUGUGUAUUUUAUAGAUUGUGUGCCCGAUUUAUAUAAUUGUGGCACAGACUUCAAAAAAAUGAGUUGCCUCUUCAAAACUGCGCAAAAACAAAGGUCUGAUGUCAUUUCUGAGGCUGACAGUAGUCUUGUUAGUAAGUCUGCUCUGGGCCUGAGCCUAUGGGAGAGAAUUACUAAGAUGCAAGUCUUAAAGGGGUACUCCCGUGCCCCAGGCUUCUGAACAUCAGGUUUAAAAGGCUUGAAGCAGCGGCCUCGGUCAUGACAUCACGGCCCUGCGGAUGUUCAGAAGGCUCGGGCACGGGAGUACCCCUUUA
This is a messenger RNA of Hyla sarda, 1884 nucleotides long. It is a transcript of the gene ATP6V0D2, whose product is annotated as ATPase H+ transporting V0 subunit d2. The coding region runs from base 134 to 1186 and encodes 350 amino acids. Gene Ontology annotation, biological process: vacuolar transport; vacuolar acidification; proton transmembrane transport. Lineage: Eukaryota; Metazoa; Chordata; Amphibia; Anura; Hylidae. Gene Ontology annotation, cellular component: lysosomal membrane; early endosome; vacuolar proton-transporting V-type ATPase complex. Gene Ontology annotation, molecular function: proton-transporting ATPase activity, rotational mechanism. The record is from RefSeq and is a predicted model, not a curated record. The transcript has 8 exons.